This is a messenger RNA of Daphnia pulicaria, 3602 nucleotides long. It is a transcript of the gene Gli, whose product is annotated as cholinesterase-like. Gene Ontology annotation, cellular component: septate junction; tricellular tight junction; cell surface. The coding region runs from base 314 to 3190 and encodes 958 amino acids. NCBI's taxonomy places the organism in Eukaryota, Metazoa, Arthropoda, Branchiopoda, Diplostraca, Daphniidae. The transcript is spliced from 14 exons. The record is from RefSeq and is a predicted model, not a curated record.
AGUCGAGACGCUUGGGGAGUGUACACACACACACACAGUUGCUGGCUUUUCUCCUUUGCUCAAGUUCAGUUUUGUGCUGCUGCCUGGACUAUUGUUUGUGUUGUUCGUUUUGAUAUACAUUUUCCCAUCGAGGGGGAAACAUUGGCUCAAUUAUUCUUUUGUUUUGUUCCAAUUUCUUCUAUUCUCUGAAUGCGUGAAAAAUCGUUCAGUUUGUAGAAUUUGUUGGGUUUGUGUUGGACGGGACGAAGGAAAUAUGUGAUUUGUGAUUUGUUUCUCCAGUUGGCCUGAACUCAAUCAAGACAAACGAAAAAAAAUGAGGUUGUGUGAACUGCUGAGCGUUACUACCAUCUGGUUAAUGGCCUGUUUUUGGAGUAGUUGGGUGAACGCUCAAACGACGGAGCACACACGCCUUUAUGGAACGUUCAACGUCAAUCGUCAGCCCUAUAACGCUGCCUACGACGAUCCCCGCAAUCGCUAUUCAUCAAGUAGCAGCAGCAACAGCGGUGCUUACGGGUCGUCCAUCAACAAUGCGAGCGCAGCAGCAGCCAACAAAGACACCAUCUAUUGGGAACGGACUCGGGAGCAAUUGAGAAAUCAACAGGCCAUCGCCAACACGGACCGCUACAGUCCCAACUGGGGAUCCAACGAUCGCGUAUCCGAAACGCGAUACGAUUCCAGGGGCAAUUCGGAUCCAUCCAGGGCCCAGGGCUACGAUCCUAAUCGCCAGUCUCAGAGCACUGCUUCCGGCUACGGGAAUAAUAAUCCGAGUUACGGCCGCUAUCCCAGCUCAGAUUCACGGGGUUACAUCGACGGACGCAAUCAAAACUACGAUAGCAAAGCUCUGUUCGAUUCCAAAGUUCCCAGUUUUCAAACGGGAGGAGGAUCGGUGCCCGCUUUAUCCAGCGGCAGCAGCAGCAGCCUGGACCAGGACAGCCGAGGAUCGCAGUCGAAUUGGGAGCGUGAGAAAGAACGGGAGCGUGAGAGGGAGCGUGAACGGGAACGUGAGAGGGGUUUGGAUCGUGACAGAUCGUAUUACCUCAACAGCCGCACUCGGGUCAACACCAAUCCCGUCAAUUCCAAUUACGGACAGAAUAAUCCGCGAACUAAACUCCCAGGUUGUGGUGUUUUUGACGAAUGGCGACCGGAUUUGAUGGGAACGUGUCGGCCGGAUUACGCGUCCAACGUGCAAGAAAGAGACAUUUCCGUCACGACUCCGUACGGAAGAAUCCGGGGCUUUUACGUCCACCUUUUCGACGGGCCGGGAGUCCCGAUCGGCGACCGCCCAGGUGUUUACCACAACGGGAAACUCUGGCGAAGAAUCAGCACGUUUCUCGGCAUUCCUUACGCCACACCGCCCGUGAACGAAGGCAGAUUCAAGCCACCACGACCGAAAAGAGCCUGGAGUAUUUGGGACGCCAUCGAUUUCGGCCCAGCUUGUCCUCAACCCGUUCAAUACGUCGGUGCUUCCAAAGGUGUCCGUUACAUGAACGAAGAUUGUCUCUACCUCAAUGUUUUCACGCCGACAACUGGAGCCGUGCCAGAGAAAUACCCGGUCAUCUUCUACAUUCACGGCGGUGACUUUGAACGCGGAGCUUCCAACACGUUCCCGGGCCACAUGUUGGCAGCCGUCGGUGACGUCGUUGUUGUCACGGUCAACUAUCGCCUGGGAGCUUUGGGAUUUCUCAGCACAGCCAACGAAUAUUCGCCUGGCAACUACGGAAUGUUGGACCUGACCAUGGCCCUGCAGUGGGUCUACGAUAAUAUCUACGCGUUCAACGGCAACAAGGAUUUGAUCACCGUUUACGGACCAGGCGCUGGUGCUGCUGCUGCUGGCCUACUUGCCAUAACACCCGGUAGUAGCCAUAUGGUGCGACAAGUUUUCGGUCAAAGUGGAUCUCCGUUGGCUGAUUGGGCUGCUGUUCAGGAUCUCUUGCGAGUGCAAAAUACAAGUCGGGUUUACGGUGAACGACUGGGCUGCUUAGUCGACCAAUCUCACAAACUUAUCGAAUGCUUAAGAUCUCGUAGCUUUGAAGAGCUGGGCAACGUCCGACUCAACCCGGAUGUCGGGACUUGGCCUUGGAGUCCCGUCGUUGAUCGGGAAAUUCGCAAACCUGCGAAUAAUUGGUACGAAGGUUGGGAAUCGAAAGAUUGGGGAUUCCUUCCCGACAUUCCCGAAGAAUUGAUACGAAUGCGGAAAUUUAAUCCCGGAAUGCGCUACCUUUCGGGAGUUACGGCGGAUGAAGCGGCUUACGUCGUUUAUAACAACAAAAGCCUCCUGCCCAAUUUCGAAAUAACCGAACAGUUUUUCGACAUGAAAAUUCGUGAAUACAUUCAUCGCUACAACUAUACCUACAAUCCGGACGGAAUUUAUCGAGCCAUUAAGUACAUGUACACUUAUUGGCCCGAUCCCAAAAACACGACUCACAUAAGAGAGGAGUACAUCAACUUCAUGUCUGAUGCACUCUAUAAAUCUCCGAGUGACAGUAUGAUCAAAAUGAUGGUCGACAGUGGGGUGCCAACGUAUUCUUACGUCUUGAAUACAUCCAUCAACGCAUUAAACUAUCCGUUUUGGUCGAGAGUGCCACACAACAUCGAAUAUUUCUUCCUAACUGGCGCGCCAUUUAUGGACCCAGAGUUUUUCCCAGAAGAUCUCAGAGUAGAACGUAAGCAAUGGAAUGAAGACGAUCGACGCAUGUCUGAAUUCUUUAUGAAAGCUUUGUCCAAUUUCGCUCGCUACGGGAGACCCACGCCCGUCGCCAUUUACAACAUCAACUGGCCAGAGAUGCGUCACGGGUGGCUGCAGUACUUGAACUUGAAUCGAACAGACAAUUCGACGUUAGAGUUCAAUUAUCGCCAGCAGGAAUGCGCAUUUUGGUCGGAGUACAUGCCUUCCGUUGUCGGGGUGCUUCUGCCUACCUAUCGGCCAUUCACAGAGUAUUGGUGGGAGCCCAACACUCCUAUUUCAGUGGCCUUUUGGUCCAUUGCUGGCGUUUGCAUCAUUCUCCUUAUGGCUGCUAUUCUCUGCUGUUGCCUAUGGCGUGGUGCUAAAAAGGCAAAUGACAAGCUGCUGGCCGAAAACUACAUGGGAGACAUGGUGUUGACGGAAAACAUGCAUACUGAAUCUAAAGAUUUCAAUGGGGAUUUUCGAUCUGAUAAACAAAAGCUCGAUCUCCCUUCAACUUUAGUUUAACACAUAUCAUUGGUUACAUGAAUUUUUUUAAAAUACGAAUCAUGCUUUGGUUUCGUUUGUUUUCGUCCCUUCAUUCUUCUCUACCUCCAGAGUACAUUUUUUAAAUUUCAUACAAAUACGAACAAGGACCAAAUUUUGCGAGAGUGAAACGUAGUGGACCAAUUAAACGGAAUUAUAUGAUUAGCGAAGCGAAAUCGCUGCCUUGUUUCACACAUACAACGCCAUUCAACGCCAACUGUGAAAUACGAUGCAGAGUUUUAUAGAAAAUUUUCUUAUCCCACAUUCCCGUCAAACGAAAUAUCUGAUUUCUCUCGUAUAAAAUGAACAAUUGUGAAAGUACGCUUUUUUUUUUUUAACUGAUAAAAUGACAUAUGGGUUCAUCGGAAAUAUAAGUUAAGUUUUAGAAAAUGAA